Gilbertella persicaria is the source of this 444-nucleotide messenger RNA. RefSeq lists its product as uncharacterized. Bases 1 to 444 code for a protein of 147 amino acids. NCBI's taxonomy places the organism in Eukaryota, Fungi, Mucoromycota, Mucoromycetes, Mucorales, Choanephoraceae. The transcript has a single exon. Gene Ontology annotation, molecular function: protein binding. The record is from RefSeq and is a predicted model, not a curated record.
AUGCUUCUUAAAAAGUUAAAUAACGAGUUGCUUACUGCUAUUGCUGGUCACCUUUCCGACGAGGAUCUUUAUCAUUUUUCUCUCACUUGUCGCAAGCUACUGCUUGUUGCCCAUAGCGACGCUGUCUGGAAAGAAAGACUCUACAAUGAUUUUGGUAUCAACUAUAAGGUACCAACAGAAAGUUGGAAGGACAUGUAUGUCCGAAAAGCAGAGGAUCCCCAAAACUCAAAAUUAUGUCCUCAUAUUGGUCAUGUUACUGGAAAAGUGCUGGAGCCUUACGCAGUCAAAUAUCAACAAGUAUUGAACUGGUUGCCAAAGAACCUCAAUUGUGCUACUUGUGGCACUAAUUGCGCAGAUUCAGGCUUGUGUCUAUAUGUGUGGAAAGGAAACGUCAGAAAUCGUAAGUAUAUUUUUCUUUCUUUUGUAGCUGAUUUAUUUCUAUGA